Messenger RNA from Daphnia pulex (common water flea), 2386 nucleotides. Its product is annotated as peroxidase-like. Gene Ontology annotation, biological process: response to oxidative stress. Gene Ontology annotation, molecular function: peroxidase activity; heme binding. The transcript has 16 exons. The coding region runs from base 101 to 2284 and encodes 727 amino acids. The record is from RefSeq and is a predicted model, not a curated record. NCBI's taxonomy places the organism in Eukaryota, Metazoa, Arthropoda, Branchiopoda, Diplostraca, Daphniidae.
AUAUAAAAAAAAAAAAAAAACACACAGUAAGUCUGAUAGUAACCAGCAUCUAUCUAGUUAAGUUUUCAUAUCACUAUACGUACCAUAGUUGUACUCCGCCAUGAAAACUGUUCUGUUGAUUUUCCUUUUGCCUUUACUCGCUCAGCAAUGUGUGUUGGGUGAGGAGUCAGUAAAUUUUCCUGAUAGAAAUGCCAUCCUUCAUAGUAGUUCGGUGAAUGGCAUUGCUAUCAGUGACUUACAAAGUGCUGCCCAAGAUGGACUGCGAGAAAUUGAGAAUAUGAUUGAACUUGAAAAGCGACUAGUUUCUGACGGAUUGAUUUCCAAUAAAAAUAAAUGCCCGGGACGCAGAAACGUAUUAGAGAAAAAGCGCAGUUCUAAUCAGUCUCGACAAAAAACUGUUGAAGCUCUCGGCGUCGUUGAAGCAUCGAAAAAACUCAAAGAAAGGAUAAACUUAAAUGAGAACGAGGCUGGUAAAGUGCUGCCAAAAUUGUCGCUGAGGGAUACAGUCCUCGAGAAGACCUGUCCGGAGACAAUUGCCUGUCCUACGGUCAAUACAUACAGAUCAUUUGACGGUUCUUGCAACAAUCUAAUGCAACCGAGUUGGGGGCAACGUGAUACAAUUUUCCAGCGCUUGUUACCAGCUCAUUACGGAAACGGAAUCGAUUCACCUCGGCUGGCAAGUGACGGAAGCGAAUUGAAAAACGCACGAGAAAUUAGCUUUGAUACUAUACGGAUUUAUGGGCUCGACGAAACGGCUAAUGUCACCUUGGCUGUCAUGUCAUUCGGCCAGUUUAUUACGCAUGACAUAACUCUUUCGGAGGACUUUACAUUCGAAAAUGGAUCCAGCCCAGCCUGUUGCGACGCUCAAGGGCAACUACUUCCUCCCAACGACAUGCACCCCCAAUGCCUGCCUAUUGAAAUAGCGCAGGGAGAUCCAUUUUACACUUACGAUGGCAUCAACUGUAUGAGCUUUACUCGUUCCAAGGUUGGCCUGGAUUUGAGCUGCACCUUCGGGAUAGCCGAACAGUUAAACAGCAAUAGCCAUUAUUUGGACGGAUCUCAAAUUUAUGGAAGUGAUGUCACAACGUCGAAUGAUUUGCGUUCGGGAGUUGGUGGACUGAUGAAAAUGUCAAACGUUGAUGGCCGGGAAUUGUUUCCAAUUGCACCAGGAUGCGAAAACCAACCUAAUCACGAGCUGGCAGUGUGCUUUCAAGCAGGUGAUGUUCGAGUGGAAGAGAACCCUCAACUCGCAGCUAUCCAAUUGAUAUUUUUACGGGAACAUAAUCGCAUCGCCAAGGAGCUUCAAGGACUCAAUCCGCAAUGGGACGACGAAACCCUGUUCCAGGAAGCACGCCGAAUUGUGAUUGCUCAAUUGCAACACAUCACCUACAACGAAUAUCUUCCCUCACUAUUGGGCUCUCAAGUCAUGGCCGAUAGUGGAUUAGCACUGCCAUCCAGUGGUUACGGCAACGGCUACGAUGGGGCUAUCGAUCCGUCGGUAUCAAACGAUUUCACAGCUGCUGCAUUCCGCGUGACGCAUUCCUCUAUCCAAGGAUUUCUAUAUCUUCUCGACGCAGCUGAUCAGGAAGACACGGAGAGAAGUUUUUCGCUGAGUCAAUAUUUCUUCGACUCAUCCCGCCUUGUGGACGAUCCCGAAUUUCUCGAUUCCGCCCUACGUGGACUGACCAAACAACCACCUCAAGCUAUCGACGCUCUCUACAGCAGCGAAGUGACCUCCAAUUUAUACAUUGGCCAAAAAGCGUACGGGUCCGAUUUGGUUGCCAUCACCAUUCAGCGAGGUAGGGAACACGGCAUUCCAGGCUACAACCAGUUCCGCGAGUUUUGUGGAAUGCAAAAAGUUGAAUCGUUCGACGAACUGAUAGUCGAUUUUUUCCCUGAGAACAUCGACCUUCUCAGGGCCGCCUAUAAAUCCGUGGACGAUAUUGAUCUCUAUAUCGGCGCUCUGCUGGAAAACCACUUAAGCGUGUACCAAUCUGGGGCUCUAAUGGGCCCCAUUGCUCUAUGUAUUACGGCCAAUCAAUUUCAAAGAACCAAGAACGGCGAUCGCUACUUUUAUGAUAUUGGUGGCCAGCCCCAUUCGUUCACAUUAGACCAACUCAACCAGAUACGUCGGUCGAGCUUGGCUCGACUCAUUUGUGACAACAACGAUGGAUCGGUGACGAACAUGCAGCCACGCGCCAUGAUACAACCAAUUGAAACGAAUCAAAGAGUUCCGUGUGACUCCAUUCCGUCAAUGGAUUUGACUUACUGGAAAGAAAUCUAGUCUGUGCUUGCGUAAAAGACCUGGCUAUUUCUAUUUCAUCGACUUCACGACCUGCAACAUUUUAAUCUUUUAGCUGAAAGAAUACAUAUAUUACAGAUUCAA